Episyrphus balteatus (marmalade hoverfly) is the source of this 1702-nucleotide messenger RNA. RefSeq names its product 60S ribosomal export protein NMD3 (gene Nmd3). Gene Ontology annotation, cellular component: nucleus; cytoplasm. The transcript has 4 exons. Gene Ontology annotation, molecular function: ribosomal large subunit binding. Gene Ontology annotation, biological process: ribosomal large subunit export from nucleus. The coding region runs from base 111 to 1634 and encodes 507 amino acids. The record is from RefSeq and is a predicted model, not a curated record. NCBI's taxonomy places the organism in Eukaryota, Metazoa, Arthropoda, Insecta, Diptera, Syrphidae.
CUUUCACACUUUUUGAUAAAUUCAAAUCAAAACACGUGUUUUGGUUUUGCGUUCUCCUUAAAAUUUCGAUUUAUUUAAAUAAUUUUAAUAAUAAAUAAAUCAACCAAAAAAUGGAGUACACAGAACUUGAUCCAUCUAUUAAAAAGGAAGACACUCUAGGAGUCAUCCUUUGUUGUGAGUGCGGAGUUGCAAUAACACCGAACCCUUCAAACAUGUGUGUCACCUGUUUGCGAAAUCACAUCGACAUUACCGAAGGUAUCCCCAAACAAGCUGUCCUUCAUUUUUGCCGAAAUUGCGAAAGAUAUUUACAACCACCCAGCGAAUGGAUUCAAUGUGCUCUCGAGUCAAGAGAACUUCUUGCUCUAUGUUUAAAAAAGCUAACAGGUCUCAAAGAUGUGAAAUUAGUUGAUGCAGGAUUCAUCUGGACAGAACCCCAUUCCAAACGAAUAAAAGUCAAACUCACAGUUCAUGGGGAAAUUGUUGGGGGCACCGUUUUGCAACAAGUAUUUGUCGUUGAGUUCACAGUUUCAUAUCAAAUGUGUACCGAUUGCCAUCGAGUGGAAGCCAAAGACUUUUGGCGUUGCUAUGUGCAAAUCAGACAACGUUGUGAGAACAAGAAGACAUUCUUUUAUUUGGAACAGUUGAUUUUGAAACACAAAGCUCAUGAAAACACUCUUGGUAUUAAGCAAAUGCAUGGUGGUUUGGAUUUCUAUUAUGCCAAUGAAAACCAUGCAAGGAAAAUGAUUGAUUUCCUGCAGGCAGUUGUGCCAGUUCGGACUACCAGUUCGAAGCGUCUCAUCUCGACAGAUAUUCACAGCAAUAUCUGUAAUUAUAAAUUCACGUAUUCGGUGGAAAUAGCACCGAUAUCAAAGGACAGUGCUGUUUGUUUGUCGAAGAAACAGAGACAGCAAUUGGGAAAUAUAUCGGCAGUUUGUUUGGUGCAUAAGGUUGCAAGUAAAAUUCAUUUGAUUGAUCCGACCACUGCCCAAAUUGCUGAAAUUUCAUCGAACGUCUACUUUCGGGCUCCAUUCGAAGGAAUUUGUAAUCCAAAACAAUUAGUGGAAUUUAUUGUGAUGGACAUCGACAUUAUCAAAGAAAAAGAUCGUAAAAUAUGCCCCGGUCAAGGUGCUGUGUCAUUUAAGCAUGUUCUCUGUGAUGUCUGGUUGGUAAAAGCAUCCGAAUUGGGAAUCAACGACAAUCCUAUUCACACCAAAAGCCACUUGGGGCAUUUGCUGAAAGUUGGUGAUUCCGUGCUGGGUUACAAUCUAAUUGAUGCCAACAUCAAUAAUGAAACAUUCGAUAAACUUAACAACAAUGAGUAUCCAGAUGUUAUUCUGGUAAAGAAAUUCUUUGGCGAUCGCAUGUCGAGGUAUAAUCAACGUCUUUGGAAACUUAAACAUUUAGCUGAGGACGAGCAAGAAGAAAGAAAGAAAACUGAUUAUCAAGACUUCUUGGAGGAUUUGGAAGAAGAUCAAGAAUUCCGUCAAAAUGUUAACAUUUACCGAGAUACUUCGAAACAUAUUCCAAUUGAUACAGCAGCUAAGGUGAAUGAUGAUUCUACUCCACAGAUCACUCUCGCUGAAAUGCUGGAAGAUUUAGUGUUGGAAGAUGAUGCCAUGGGAGAAGUUGAAUAAUUUAUUUAAUUUUAUUCUUUUAUUAUUUUAAUAAAAAUAUUGAACAUAUUUGAAGAAAAAUUAAACUA